GUAGCUAUUCCGCUCGCCCUUCCACGCAGCGGCAGAGCUGGUCCAGCGCCGCCGCCGCCAGAGCUCUGCCAGCAGCUUCAGCUUUGACUUCAUCGCCUGCGGCGAGACCUAUUCGGCGAUUAUCUCGAUCUAUUCAUCUCUGGUAGCUAUUGCAUUUUUUGAAAGUGGAGAGGACCUCUGGCGCAUCUUUCCACCAGCACCGGCGUGUCUUCCCACCGGCGCCGCUGUCCCCCCGUGCUCAGCCUGCAGGCGGCAGGUCGCACCCGAUCUCCCAGUCCCUUUCUCCCAUCUGUGAGGGCUUUCCGACGAUCUGAGAAACAGUAGUUGUGAGGGAGGAGAAGAGGGAAUCGGCGUCGUCUCCAUCAAGAUUAACGUUUGUAGAGAUAUCAAGACAAGAGAUCUGACUUCUCUCUGACGUCUGGCGCAUCUUUCCACCAGCACCGGCGUGUCUUCCCACCGGCGCCGCUGUCCCCCCGUGCUCAGCCUGCAGGCGGCAGGCCGCACCCGAUCUCCCAGUCCCUUUCUCCCAUCUGCAGAUCCGCUGCUGCAUUUGCCAUCACCGACUUCCGCCCGUCACCCCCGGCUGUCGUUGCCUCCUUCACCUUCCCGCCAGCCCCUUUCUGCUCACAUCAGUCGACUGCAUUGACUUGUGUUGAGGAAGCACUGAUUGGGCAGAUUGGACUUCGGAUCUCCUCGGAUUUACAGUUUCGGGCAGAUCCACCGGUCUCACAUCGAAGCUGCGGCAGUCACCACCACCGAUUCAGGCGAACCUCGGAAUUCCAGAUUCAGGCGACCCUCGAAUUUCCAGACUGGGCUUCUCCGGAACCGCCGCGGAUCCAGUUUUCCAAUCAGACGCGCUCGAGGAUCCGGAUAUGAGGUAUCGGGCAGUCUAGCGACGAGGAGUUGCGGCGGAGGUGUGGCUAACGUCUGCGGCAGGCUGCAUUUUGAUUAGUUCCAAUUUAAGAGAUGGGAGAGGAGGUUUGGAGGGAGGUGAGGAGACGAGGGGCGGGGAGUAACGGAGCCGAUGGGAUGGUGACGAAGCAGCAGAACCAAAAGACUCAAAGGUUUUCGAAACUUUGGAAAGAUAGAGACGACAAUGAAGCACAAAGAGUUACAUUCUUUUUCAACAACAUUCCAGAAGAAUGUAGCUUCGAUUUUUUGAGGAGAAAGUUCGGUUCCGUGCGAGAACCGAUAGACAUCUUUUGUCCAAGAAAGAGAGACAAAAAAGGGAAGCCUUUCGGUUUUGUUCGCUUCGAAGACGUUGAAGAUAGGGAAGGUUUGCUGGAGCAGCUGAAUAAGUUGUGGAUUGGGAGCUAUAAAAUUAGGGUGUUCAAACCGAGAUUCGAGAGAGAAAUGAAGGUCCAAGGAAGUAAAGGGAAGGGAAUCAAAUCUGACGCGGGUAGAAAGCCGGAAAAAACAAAGGUCGUGCAUGCCGCAAAAAGAAUGAUGGGUGUUUCUUUUAAGGAGGUGCUCACUGGAUCAAAAGAAGGGGAGUCAGGAUCUUCGGAUUUGCUUCAGUUUAAAACUUCGGAUGAGGAAACACGAUGGCUAGAUGGAGCCUUCACGGGUUUCAUCAAAGAUGAAUUCUUGUGGGAAGAGAUUAAUGAAGAAAUCAAUAGCGAAUGUGCUGGGAAACUGAAGGUGACGACGAUGGGAGGAAAUUUGGUGUUGAUACGUAGUGUCUGCGACGCGCCAAUAGAAAAAAUUUUAACCGAGAUGGAUGAAUGGAGUGACUUCUGGUUUCAAUGGAAGAGGAAAUGGAACGUUGUGGAUGUGUUUCAACAACGAGUUGUGUGGACGAGGUGGGUCGGGAUCCCACUCCAUGCAUGGAAUCCUCGUUUCUUUGAGUUGGCAACUGCAAAGUUCGGUCGGGUGUUGAAGAUGCAUGAGAAGACGAAAGAAAAAGAAAAACUGGAUGUUGCUUUGAUUCAAAUAUCCACGGGCCUUAGAUCCAUUGAUCAAGUGACGGAGUGUUGUAUUAAUGGAGCAAGGUUCACGUUUCGCAUUGAGGAAAUUCACGAGAACCCUUUCUCUUCCAUGAUCGGAGAGCCGGAGUUAGAGGAUUCGGGAUCGGAUGUAGGAUGGACGAGCGGGGAGGAGUCCAUGGAUCCGGCAGCUGCAACCAUCGGAGAUUGGAACGAGAGCGGUGAAAGGGGUGAUGAUGUUUCGGUUCUCCAAGAAAUCAACGUUUCGUCUCGUUCAAUUCAAACCGUUGCAGACACGUUUGUCGAGGAAACCAAUUAUGAGGGGGCGUUGGCGGGAGGAUCGAAAAUGCUUUUGAAUUUGGUUGGGGCAGAAGGUGAGGGUCAACCACUCGUUAAGGAUGGGCAGAUGGACUGCCACGCUUUUCAUAGCCCAAAUCAGAUUUUAGAGGAACAGAAUUGGGCCGACUCUCAGAAGAUACAGGAAAAAAGCCCAACUGGUGGCUUUACUGAUGUUUCUCUUGAUGGGCCAGGAAGAAGCGUUUGUGAGAGAGGUCAUACUUUAAUGUCGACCCAAGCGCAAGGAGAGAAUAGAAGCGCUAUUCUGGAAAGGGAUCGAAAUUCAAAAGGAAAAAAAGGGAGAGAAAAGAAAAAGAAUAGAGUCAGGGAGAAAGAGAAUUGGAAACACUUCAUUUCAGAUUUAGAGCCAAUUGAUGGAAGUGGGGAGGAAGAGGCAGAGCAGGAAAGAGAGGGGGAGAACGAAGAAGGGCAGGAGACGACAGUUGGAGAGCAAAUUUCAGGUCAGCAGAUAUGGGAUUUUGGAAAGAAGAUCGGGCUGUCAAGUCGAAUUCCAGACGAAGAUGUUGCUCGACAGAUUGAAGUGCAAGAUGAAACAGACAGAUGGAACUGGAAUGCGACAACAGAUGGAUGCUUCACAAUUAAGUCGGCAUAUGAAUUUGUGGCAAAAACAAGACAGGACCAACAAGUUUUACCUUUGGAGAUGGCAAAGGUUUGGAAGGCCCCAACACCAAAUAAAGCCAAGGUGACGGCAUGGAGAUGUCUUAGAAACAGAUUGGCAACAUGUGAUAAUUUGAGUAGAAGAAAUGUCCAGAUCAGCGUGGAGGAGAGAUGGUGUAAUGCAUGUGUUUCUAGUGAGGAAACGACGGAACACAUGUUCCUCCAUUGCCCGAAAGCAGCGGCGGUGUGGGACCAGAUCUUUCAAUGGCUCGACAUCAAAACGGCAAUUCCGAGAGAUAUCUUUCAACACUUCAUUUCUUUCAUUGCGGCUGGAAAAAAGAAGAGAGAAAGAAGACUGCUUAAAGCUUUGUGGGUGGGAACAGUGUGGUUGCUCUGGGAAAGCAGGAAUGGUAGUCGUUUUCAGGACAAGGCUUGGGAUAUUGAUAGACUUGUCUUACAGAUUAAGGGGAGACUUUGGAGCUGGAACGAGGCCUAUAAAAUCGUGGAGAACAUUCAAGCGAUUCAGACUUUUGUCUAUAAACAAUACGAUAUAUUUUGA
Salvia miltiorrhiza (redroot sage) is the source of this 3438-nucleotide messenger RNA. RefSeq lists its product as uncharacterized. The record is from RefSeq and is a predicted model, not a curated record. Lineage: Eukaryota; Viridiplantae; Streptophyta; Magnoliopsida; Lamiales; Lamiaceae. The transcript is spliced from 3 exons. Gene Ontology annotation, molecular function: RNA binding. Bases 967 to 3438 code for a protein of 823 amino acids.